GGAGAUAAGGAACUUUGAGAGUUCAUUCAAGUUGAGUUUUCGUCUAUUCUGUGAGAUUUUCAUUCGUUACAUUCAAUGACAGAUAAGAAGAAUAAUCUCCAUUAUAUUGAGUUUGUUCGAUUUAGUCUCUUUUGAGUAAUUGACCCAGACGUCUCGUAAAUAUUUUGUAAAAAUAGGUUCCAUGAAACGGAAAAAUGAACAACAAAAUCCGGAUUAUGUGCUUUUUUCCGUUGAUUUUGUCGGUAAUUGUGACAAUUAUAUACCAUGAAGUCAAUAAGGACCCUCCAAUUGAUUAUGAAGAAUACCAAAAAAUGCCUCCCUUGUACUUAAUGGAUGAUUACGAUGAUUGUAUGAAAGGCCAAAAAGGCGCAAAAUAUUGUGUUGUGAAUAUUUUAAUUGAAAAAGAUGAAAAAUCCGACGUAUGGAGACAAAUUGAAGAAUUUUCCGCAGACUAUAAGCAUCAUUUUAGACAUGACAUCCUCAAAUAUGGCUUUUGUUUGGACCGGAUUAGACAAAAUUUAACAAAUUUCGAUGUUACAGAGGCAAAUGGAAGUUCAAAAAUGAAUUUUAAGAUUGAUGAAAUUCAAUUCAGACAACUUGGAAAAAUUUUAAAGGAAUUUUCUUUCGAUGCUCAAGACGAAAAGGACCUGGAAUUGUACGUGAAGCAUAAAUUUCGCACAGAAUAUGCCUUGAAUGCAUAUGCCAAUGUCAGUUUUUGCAUCUCCAAUGAUGCUGAAAAGCAAGAAAAUGAUUCUAGUUAUUUUGGAACAAAUUUUCUUAUUAAGUCACUUAUUGUUACCAUAAUUUACGUAAUAAUUAUCGCUACUGUUUUCGAUUUGUGUCGCAAUCAAAACAAUUUAGUAUAUCCUACUGAUUUUUGUUCUUGCAUCUCAUUACGAACGACGCUAACUCGUCUCUUCAACGAUCCAAGCAAUUCCAAUCAACUCGGAGCUCUCAACGGAAUAAAAGUUGUCGGAGAAGCGGGAGUUGUUGUCGUUCACACAGCUUAUAUUUUGUUCGUUUUGCCUUCUGGCAUCCCGUUUUCGAUUGAAUCACAAACUUAUGGAGCAAUAGUUCCUAUUAUUCGGAGCGGAGUUUUUCAACUUCAAAAUUUUUUCGCAAUUACGGGUUUUUUGUCGUUUUAUCCGAAUCUUAAAAAGAUCCUGAAAGGUGAAAAUGUGACACUCAAAGACAUACAAUGGAUGAUUUUGAAGCGAAUUUUUCGUCUUUGGCCUGCGAUGAUCUUCGUGAUGCUUGUUACAGCGACUUUUUUGUUUCGCAUUCAAAAUGGACCGCUGUGGAUUGAUCUCGCGAGUGGCGAAAUGUUGAGUUGUCGUCGUAAUUGGUGGACAAAUUUAUUAUUUGUAAAUAAUUUUGUGGCAGCAGCAACAGAACCGUGUCUUCAACAUACAUGGCACUUAGCAGCAGAGAUGCAACUUUUUGUCGUUGAAAUUUUGAUAAUAUUAAUUUUAACUCGUUUUCCUAAAAAAGUUGGAACAAUCCUCGCAAGUGUAACUUUGCUUGGAAAUUUUUUUACAACAACUGCCUUUUAUAAAUCAGGAAUCAAUGGAUUAGUAUUAGGAACAGUUGAGACAACUAGAAAUCGAAACAGAUUUGAUGCAGAAUUCCAACUUGGGCACAUUCCUUUUUACACAAAUUUCCCUGGAUACUGUCUUGGAUUGCUUGCUGCUUAUGUUCAUCAUCAAAUUAAGCACAAAAAACUUGAUUUGAGUUCUAUUAGUAAAACAAAACUUCGAAUUUGGUACGUUUUGUUCUUCUUCAACGCUCUAAUUUUACUUCAUCAUUCAUAUUACGUUGGAAUUGUUGAUAAACCUUCACUAAUAAUGGCGAUUUACUCAACUUUUUGCAAGAAUGUAGGAGCUAUCGUUACAUUUACACUUUUAAUUUUAAUGGGAAAUCCCGAAAUUUCCUCACAAAAUCUCCCUCAAAAGCUAAUGGGAGUUACAAACGUUCCAUUAAUUGACAGUUUGCUGCUCAAACUAUACGAAUUUUACAAUCAUCGCAUGUUUAAAGUUCUUGUGAAGCUCAAUUUGGGAGUUUUUCUCGUGCAUCCUUACGUUGCUGGAUGGAUUGUUACUGAUGGAAGACACCUUGUGAUGUACGGAAAUGCUUUCGAUGUCGCUUGGAUCGGAUUUUCAACACUUAUCGUUUCAUACUUCAUCGCAACGUGGCUUUUUCUGUUCGUUGAAAUGCCCGCAAUUAAUUUAUUUAGAUUUUUCGCGUACAAGAAACCCGCUGAAAUUCCUAAAAAACUUAAAUGAUCCUCAUAAAAAGUUAAUUUAUUUCUAUAUUAUAAUUUUAUUAAGCAAUCGUUGUGCAGUACAGAUUUGUUCAUCAACUUUAUUUUUAAGACCUCUAUAUUUUGUCGCAAUAUUAAUAAUUGAAACAAUUUAUAUUCAAAGCUUCACAAUCUGAUUAAUUUUUUUAU
This is a messenger RNA of Culicoides brevitarsis, 2449 nucleotides long. Its product is annotated as regulator of hypoxia-inducible factor 1-like. Gene Ontology annotation, molecular function: acyltransferase activity, transferring groups other than amino-acyl groups. The coding region runs from base 195 to 2282 and encodes 695 amino acids. The record is from RefSeq and is a predicted model, not a curated record. NCBI's taxonomy places the organism in Eukaryota, Metazoa, Arthropoda, Insecta, Diptera, Ceratopogonidae. The transcript is spliced from 7 exons.